AAUCCUGCGUGGCAAGCAUCGUCGCCUUCCACGCGUCAAAACAAACUAGAGCAAAAGAAUAAUUAAAGUCUACAUAAAUCACAGGCCGGAAAAUUAAAUCACACACAAAAAGAACCAAUCAAUAGAAUCAUUUGACAGCUAAUAAAGAAAAAAUUUUCAAAACCCUAACUUUUGAAUUUCCACUUAUUCUUGUUUUUUAGAGCUCAAUUUGGUACAGUUCGGUUGCAGAAAGUCGAGAUCCGCACCCAAAAAACUCCGCUUAUGUCUGCUUUUGUUGGUGAGGCUGGAAGCACUGUGUUUUGACAAAAGAAAAGAUUAAAUCUUGUGGGGGGUAGUGCGUGAAUUAUCAGUUCUGAUGUUUUAUUUUCAAUCACUGAAUCAAAAACCCUUGAAUUUUUCAUCGAGGCCACCUUUUUUGUAUUCCAUCCCAUCCAUUUUUCUUCCUUCUGAUGUUGUUUUCUUUAUAUGUUGCUUUAAUUGCCUCAGAUUUCGCCUAAAAAUUUGAUGUUUAUUGUCUAUUUUUGCUUUCUGCUGAGCUCGGGUUUUUCAAAAUAAGCCUCGAAUUUUGAAUUUGAGGGUGAAAAGGUGGUGGGUUUUCGUUGGUGAAGUGAAAAGUGAAAAGUUGAUCGCAAUGGCGGAUAAAUAUAGGUUGGUUUCGAUAGAUGAAUUGCCCUCGCAUCUGAUUUUGGAGAUAUUGAUGACAGGCAGGCUUAGUGCUACUGACCUUCUCUGUUUAGAGUUAACUUCUAAGACUUUUGGAGGGAGCCAUGGGUUGUACCCUCACAAAUUCAAGUCAUUGGUAGAUUUCGCAGCAUUUCAGCUCUGUGCAUCCCAUUCUGUAUACACUGGAAUGCUCUGGAAUGCUCAGAAAGAGUUGCUUGACCGUUGUGGUGGAAAUUGGAAGCGGGUUUUGAGGUUCUUACUGGCUGUGGAGGAGUCAUCUGGCAUGGUCGAGACUUCAGCAGGCAAUCAGAUGCAGAUUACUACUGGAAGGUACCAUACAUUGCUGAUCAGCAAUUCCUCUGUGUAUUCUUGUGGUUCCAGUUUGUGUGGUGUUCUUGGACAUGGUCCUGAAACAACACAAUGUGUAUCAUUCAGUCGAAUCACUUUCCCUUCCUUGGCUCGUGUGGUUCAAGUCUCAGCCUCCCACAAUCAUGCUGCUUAUAUUUUGGAGUCUGGAGAGGUUUUCACAUGUGGAGAUAAUUCAUCAUUUUGUUGUGGUCACCAAGAUACAAGCCGUCCCAUAUUCAGGCCUAGGUUUGUUGAGGCGUUAAAGGGAGUUCCUUGCAAGCAGGUUGCUGCGGGGCUUAACUUCACUGUAUUCCUCACAAGAACAGGCCAUGUCUACAGUUGUGGUACCAACACACAUGGGCAACUUGGUCAUGGUGAUACACUGGACAGACCAACACCUAAGAUCAUUGAAUCAUUUGAGGGAAUUGGUUCUGUUGCCCAAAUAGCAGCUGGUCCCAGUUAUGUCUUAGCUGUAACUGACAGUGGGGUAGUUUACUCAUUUGGUUCUGGUUCUAAUUUCUGUCUUGGCCAUGGAGAGCAGCAUAAUGAGUUCCAUCCUCGUGCUAUCCAGACUUUCAGAAGGAAGAACCUUCAUGUGGUUCGUGUGUCUGCUGGGGAUGAACAUGUGGUGGCCCUUGAUUCCAGUGGAUUUGUGUAUACUUGGGGAAAAGGUUACUGCGGUGCAUUAGGUCAUGGAGAUGAGAUCGAUAAGACUCUUCCGGAACCCUUGAACAGUCUUAAGAGCCACCUGGCUGUGCAGGUUUGUGCAAGAAAAAGAAAAACAUUUGUUUUGGUUGAUGGCGGCUGUGUUUUUGGCUUUGGUUGGAUGGGGUUUGGUAGCCUUGGCUUUCCAGAUAGAGGAGUUUCAGAUAAAGUGAUGAGACCCCGAAUCCUCGAUAGUUUAAGGGCACACCGUGUUUCUCAGAUCAGCACGGGCCUAUAUCACACUGUUGCAGUGACAAGCCAGGGGCAGGUAUUUGGAUUUGGAGAUAAUGAAAGGGCACAACUUGGGCAUGAUACAUUGAGAGGAUGCCUUGAACCAACUGAAAUUUUUCUUCAAGAAUUUGGACAUGAUACAGGUAUUACUUCUGAAAGUGAAUGUCUGUCAAGUGUUUAGAAGCUCUUAGUUACAUGGUGCUAGUUUUUAUUAUUUUGUUUAAGCGAACUGCAGUAGGUUUUCUUUUCUUAUUAUGGAUAACUUCAGUAGAGAAUUUCAUAAGAAUGUAAUUAUGACUACAAGAUCAAGUCUAUAUUUUAUCUAGACACAGAGACUAUACCACGAGUAGACACAUUGUUUUUUC
Molecule: messenger RNA, 2312 nt
Organism: Ricinus communis (castor bean)
Lineage: Eukaryota; Viridiplantae; Streptophyta; Magnoliopsida; Malpighiales; Euphorbiaceae
Product: ultraviolet-B receptor UVR8
Exons: 7
Coding region: 632-2128 (498 amino acids)
Source: RefSeq, a predicted model, not a curated record